Molecule: messenger RNA, 1080 nt
Organism: Plenodomus lingam JN3
Lineage: Eukaryota; Fungi; Ascomycota; Dothideomycetes; Pleosporales; Leptosphaeriaceae
Molecular function (GO): lipase activity
Source: RefSeq, a predicted model, not a curated record
AUGUCGGAUGAGCACUUAAGCCGCAUCGGUAUUGCCUCGGCUGUCGUCAAAGCCCUGGGCUCUUCUUCCAAACGGCUGAUAACCUCGCCCUUCAAAGGUGCCAAUGGCGCCAGCACAUACUUUAAAGAUGUCGCAUUCGCAGCCCUUCGUACCUCGCUAGCCAACCUAGAUCUAACAGCUGAACGCUUCCUCAACGGGACCACCACGCCCAACUACCUCAAGUAUGCCAAAGACCACAACUUUCCUCCCGAGACCAUCACCCUGCCUCUAGGCGAGCAGGCCCACUGGUUCGGCAGCAAGACGGCGACCAAAGUCCUCGUCUACUUCCAUGGCGGUGGCUAUGUCUUGCCCUGUGGUGCCGGACACAUGGCCUGGCUCGACGAUUUGCGCAAGGCAAUGGGACCCGACGUAUCAGCCCUCUUGCUUGCCUACGACCUUGCACCAGAACACACGUAUCCCACACAACUGCGACAGGCUACCGAGCUCCUGCGCCAUUUGAUCCAGGUCCAAGGACGGAACCCAUCUGAUCUGGUACUCGGCGGGGACUCGGCGGGCGCCAAUCUGCUGCUUGGUCUACUUUCACACCUUGCACACCCCCACCCACAGGUCGAGUCUCUGCUGCUUCCUGGCAAGUUUCGCGGAGCCCUACUCAUCUCGCCCUGGUGCUCCCUGACCAACACGCACACGCCUGCUUUCAUUGCCAACGCUGAGCGCGACAUGUUCGAUGCCCGUGCGCUAGCUCGCUGGGCUGCUGCUUUUCUCGCCUCCGAUUCGGCCUUUGCCGGUGAUUUCUACAAUGAGCCCGUCCUCGCGGCGCCCGAGUGGUGGGAGCCGGUGGCUGAUCUUGUCGACGAGGUCUUGAUAUGGGCUGGUGACAACGAGAUCCUGAAGGAUGGCAUCGAGGCUUUUGCCGCCAAAUUCACCGAAGGCUUUCGGGCAAAAGGCGGACGCGUGGACACUGUCGUCACUCCAAGGGCAUGCCACGAGGAGAUGAUUGUAGAGCGCAUUCUGGGAUACAAGGGCGACUCUGGAACGGGCAGUCAAGCCGUGGUGGAAUCAUGGGUUAAGUCGAAGCUGUGA